AUGGCGGCUCCUGCGAUUCCCCCGCCGCCGGGAGCCCCCCCGGGCGUUCCUGGGGGAGCCCCGGGGCCAGGGGGGGCGGCGGCGGCCGGAGGAGGAGGAGGAGGCGCGAAAAGCGGGGAAGAGAGGAUAUGGUUUGAGCAGGAGGUGCUGGGAGCUCCAGUCUCGUUGCCUCCAGUUGCCCCUGUGGUGGAAGCUGUUCCUGUUGCCCUGGCGGUGCCAGCUGUAUCGGCAGUGCCCCCGGUUCCUGUUAUCCGACCUAUCAUAGCUACUAACACCUACCAGCAGGUUCAGCAGAGUCUGGAAGCCCGAGCAGCUGCAGCAGCCACUGUAGUGACCCCUAUUGUGGCUCCUCCAGUUCCAUUUGUAGGCCCAGCUGUCCCUCCACAGCGACCUCCCAUCCUCCGACCCACCUUUGUGCCUCACGUCCUACAGAGAUCCGGUGGUCCUCGCCCUUUGUCGAUGCGUCCUCCUCAUCACCAGGCCAUGGUGGGGCCCCCCAUGCCAGGUCCCCAAGGCCCACCGAUGCUUAUGGGGCCACCCAUGCAGAGAGCACCUGGCCCACCCCUGGGAGGCAUAGGCCCCAUGAGACCUGGUCCUCCGGUUGGGCCAGGGAUUCCCGUUGGCCCGUUGGCUCCCCUGGUGCCUGUCCCUCGACCUGUGGUGGCCCCUCCAAAGGUGAACCCGACAGUCAUCCAGGCAGCCCCAACAGUAUAUUCUGCUCCGCCGGUGAAGAAGCAAGAGGAGGAGCACAGGGAGCCCCCACCACCAGUUGUAGAGGAGAAAGAGCCAUCUGGCCCCGAAGAACCAGUGAUUGGUCCAAGUAUGCCAGACGUGGAACCCGUUCCCUUGGUAGAUCCACGGGGACUUCCGUCACUGCGCGGCCAUGACCUGGGAUCUGCACGAGGGAAGCGUCCCCGGGGCACAGAUGCUGGAUUUGUACCUGUUGAGCCUGUAGCCGAGAGUGUCCCCGAGGACAAAAAGAAGACCAAACAGGAGAAGCUGAAGCGCUGCAUUCGAACAGCUGCCGGGACCUGUUGGGAAGAUCCAAGCCUGCUUGAAUGGGAUCCUGAUGAUUUCCGGAUCUUCUGCGGGGAUCUGGGGAACGAGGUGAAUGAUGACAUCCUUGCACGUGCCUUCAGCCGCUACCCGUCCUUUCUGAAGGCUAAGGUGAUCCGGGACAAGCGCACUGGCAAGACGAAAGGCUAUGGCUUCGUCAGCUUCAAAGACCCGAAUGACUAUGUCCGAGCCAUGCGGGAAAUGAAUGGAAAAUAUGUAGGCAGCCGACCCAUCAAACUGCGCAAAAGCAUGUGGAAGGACCGCAACAUUGACAUUGUGCGCAAGAAGCAAAAGGAGAAGAAGAAGCUGGGACUGAGGUAGCCGACUGAAGGUGACAGAAUCUGCCGUUUUGCCCCAAACCCCAGUAAGUGGGUACUGCGGUAUAUUCUCAGUCCUGCCCUUCUCCUGGGGAAGAUGGAGAUCAUAGAAGCUCUUUGCUAGCCGGAGGUCAGAGGUGCUCUGUAGCUACUGUCAUAGCCAUCCCAUCAGAGGCGUUGUGUGUUCCAAAGACAUGUACCUGCUCACGUCUCUUCCCCAAGAACUCCUACAGACUAAGAGUGGCUCUCCAGGCUUUCUAUGAAGCAAACACAACCCGUAGUCCCUGCUUGGGAUAGUUUCUGGAUAAUAACAGCCUUCUUGUGUAGAAAUGUUCUAAGACAAUAAAUUUGUGUGUAACUUUUGGUUUCUUACCAUGA
Messenger RNA from Pogona vitticeps (central bearded dragon), 1751 nucleotides. Lineage: Eukaryota; Metazoa; Chordata; Lepidosauria; Squamata; Agamidae. The record is from RefSeq and is a predicted model, not a curated record.